Messenger RNA from Daphnia magna, 1904 nucleotides. RefSeq names its product DNA nucleotidylexotransferase. The record is from RefSeq and is a predicted model, not a curated record. Gene Ontology annotation, cellular component: nucleus. Gene Ontology annotation, molecular function: DNA-directed DNA polymerase activity; DNA binding. Gene Ontology annotation, biological process: double-strand break repair via nonhomologous end joining. Bases 266 to 1882 code for a protein of 538 amino acids. NCBI's taxonomy places the organism in Eukaryota, Metazoa, Arthropoda, Branchiopoda, Diplostraca, Daphniidae. The transcript has 10 exons.
GUGUGAAAGCAGAUGUCCGAGGGAAUGGCUGUCAGCUUUUAUUAGAUUAAAUGGGUGGAAGUGCUCAGUUUCCUCUUCAAACUAGUAGAAAUUGAAUUAAAUUUGUAUCUUUGUUUCGGAGCGCUUGCCUAGAUGGCGUUUUUCUCGGAAUUUACGUCCCACAUGUGCAGUCGCUUAAAAACAAUGUGAAAUCCGACGAUUCAAAGCUAAAGCAUUUCUCCUACAUACGUGUGCACCGUUAAAUUCUUCCCUUUCAAAGACUAAUAUGUCCCUUUCCCCUUCAACUAAAAAGAGAAAACAGCAUGAUGAUGCAGAUGAUCAAGCGGAAAAGAUUUUUCCCGCUAAAAGUCCUGAAUCGAAUAACAUAAUUAUUUACAUACAUCCAGAGGGUAUUGGACCUAAAAGACUGGAUAUUAUGAAGAGUUCCGUCAUUAAAAAUGGAUUUCAUUUAUCAAAUGCCAUGACGGUUGAUGUGACUCACGUAAUAUCAGAACUACAAUCUAGAGAGGAUGUUUUGAACAGCAAAGAAUUCAAGGAAAUUAGAAACUGGAAUGGUUAUAUUGUGGAAUCACAAUGGCUUGUUCAAUGUUCAAAGUUUCAUUCUCUGGUACCAGUGGCUGGCUAUCUUCUUCCAUCGCUGUCCAUCCCUGAAUCAACACCAGUUACUAUUCCACAUGAAGAAACAUCGUUGUAUCCAGAUCCGGACUUUGAUUUGAACAAGUUCAAUGAAUGUGUUGCUGAAAGAAGAGCUGUCCUAGACCACCAGAACAAAGAUAUAGCAGAAGCACUUGAUUUACUACGGGAAUAUUGGUCACUAUGCCAUCAAACUGUUACCGACGAGCGCCGUGCCCUUGCCUUUGCACGAGCAGCGGCAGCAGUAAAAUGCUUGCCUUUCAAAGUGACGAACCCACGUCAGUUAAAAGGAAUAAAAGACCUUGGUGAUGGUCAUGCAUUGCGCGUCGCCACACAGAUCGUUGAAUCUGGGCACAGCCAGGAAGUGGAGGAAAAGAGAAACGACAAAAAAUUUCUUUCCUUUCAGAUAUUUUGUAAAGUCUUUGGAGUAGGUCCUUCUAUUGCCAAGAAGUGGUAUGCGAUGGGUCUACGCACGGCUGAAGACGUAAAGAAACGCUUUGAUCAGCUGGACGUCAGCAAAGAUAAUAUGAUUUCAUACGGAGUGGCUUUCUACGACGAUUUGAAUCGACCGCUGCAAUUGGUAGAGGCAGAGAACACAUACAAGCACAUCACAGCUUUAGCCCAGCGUAUCUUACCGUCAGUCGUGACUAGCAUGAUUGGAGGAUUUCGCCGAGGGAAAUCUAGUGGUCACGAUCUGGACGUGCUGUUUUCGUAUCCAGAGCGUGAACAUAAUGAACACGGCUUAAUUGCAGCUGUUCGAGACGAACUGGACAAAAAAGGUCUGGUCGUUUGGUCACGUUAUUCGCGCGCGGACGGACCGAGAGGUGUCGAAAUCGAUUCCAGUCCACUUCCUGCUGGAUCGGCAAAAGAUCAUUUACUAGUGAUCAUGAUUAUUUUAAAGUAUCCGCUUGAUGGUCAUUUUGACCAGCUUGAACGGCGUGACUUUUCAACUGAAAAGAAUCUAGGGCUUUUCCAGUUGGCGGAUUCAGCUCGCCCUUGGCGAGCUAUACGGGUUGAUUUAGUUGGCUCAACGACUACGCAGUAUCCCUAUGCUCAGAUAGGAUGGACCGGCAAUAAACAGUACAACCGCUGCCUGCGUCAGUACGCGAAAGAUGCCUUCAACUACUCCCUGAGCAGCACGGGUCUUUAUGACAAGCGACAGCACCGUUGGUUACCUGCUCAAACAGAGCGAGACGUUUUCGAUCACCUGAAGCUGAGCUAUCGCGAGCCUUGGGAACGCAAUUUUUAAAGGCUGUUUGUCAUAUCGGCCU